AGAAGAACUCAAGGAUGGGCACCGGUAGGAGAGACACCUACUGUAAAGGUGUUUACAGCAAGAGCAAACCUAUUAUCAACCUUAGGAGCUAUAUCAGCUAAGGGACUAAUUAAAGUCUGUCUGAGAAAGCCCAUUCCGCUUACAAAAAAGCGAAAGUUGACAAAGCAGGGAAAAGUUGCUCCGAAAGGUACGGUAACUAAUCAUUACCUUAACUUUAUCGAAAGCGUUUUGUACGAAAUA
Molecule: messenger RNA, 240 nt
Organism: Cokeromyces recurvatus
Lineage: Eukaryota; Fungi; Mucoromycota; Mucoromycetes; Mucorales; Mucoraceae
Exons: 1
Source: RefSeq, a predicted model, not a curated record